Molecule: messenger RNA, 1586 nt
Organism: Carya illinoinensis
Lineage: Eukaryota; Viridiplantae; Streptophyta; Magnoliopsida; Fagales; Juglandaceae
Exons: 3
Coding region: 105-1190 (361 amino acids)
Source: RefSeq, a predicted model, not a curated record
CCUUUCGUCCGCUCGAGACUGUUUCAUUACUGUCUCCCUUUUAUCCUCUCUUCUAUAUCUCACUGAUCUCUUCUCUUCCCCCAAAAGCAAAAGCAAAAGCUGAGAUGGAUCGACUUGCACCGUUAUCAGAGGAGCCCAUAAACGUAGAAGAAGACGGCACGAACAGCUCAAAGAAAGGACGAGGUCUGACAUGGAGGAGCUGGAUCAAGACACACCUCUCCCUCUUCUUCAACAAGAGAUCUGACCUCAGGGUCCUCCUCAGCGUUCUGGGUUGUCCUCUCUUCCCCAUCCCACUCCUUCCCAAACAGUCCAUUAUCAACGAGGUGUGUUCCUCAGCCCAAUAUAUCAUACAACACUUCACGGCGGCGACGGGCUGCCGGAAAUUAGAGGGGAGGGUGAAGAACAUUUUCGCGACCGGAAAGUUAACCAUGGCCAUGGUGGAUGAGCUGGGUUCUGGCGGCUCGGCUUCGGGAGCCCCUGGAGUUGUACAAAAAGGAUGCUUUGUAAUAUGGCAGAUGGUCCCCAAUAAGUGGCUGAUUGAGCUAGUUGUGGCUGGUCACAAGGUUGCAGCCGGAAGUGAUGGCAAUGUGGCAUGGCGUCACACUCCCUGGGUCGGCGCUCAUGCCGCCAGAGGUGGUGUUCGCCCUCUCCGGCGAGCUCUUCAGGGACUAGAUCCUCUGGCAAUAGCGGCUGUAUUUUCCUCAGCUCAGUACUUGGGAGAAAAGCGAAUCUCGGGCGUCGACUGUUUUGCGUUGAAAUUGUCAGCAGAUCAAACGGACCUGGCCGAACGUGGGGACAACACGGCGGAUAUGAUAAAGCAUGUCAUAUACGGACACUUUAGCCAAAGGAGUGGGCUCCUGGUAUACUUGGAGGACUCUUACUUGAUGAGGAUCCAAUCCCCUGGGAUCCACCCCAUGUACUGGGAGACCACCAUGUCCACCAGAAUAGAGGACUAUCGGACGGUGGAGGGCGUGAUGAUCGCCCACGCUGGCCAAUCUAUCGUGACCAUUACACGGUUCGGAGACAACUUGAAGGCGAGCAGCCCCGCAGCCAUACGGAUGGAGGAGACGUGGGCCAUCGACGAUCUUGCGUUCAACGUCCCCGGCCUCUCCGCUGAUUGCUUUAUUCCUCCUGCCGAAGUAGUGCCAAUGGAAGAGGAUCUCGUCUGGAGGUCACCGUUUGGUCAAUGAUCAUGAUUUUGAUCGUGUGGUGCUAAUUGAUUCUCAGCAAAGAUUGUAUACUGUUGACUCGAUCCGGCGGUUGUUUUUUUUUUUUUUUUUUUGUUAAUAUAUAAUAUGGGGGAAAAAUCUAAAGACUAUCAAAUACGUGGCAAUGAAUCUAAAGACUAGAAACAUAACCUUGUGUGAGCUAAAAUAGCCUCACGUAGAGUCAGCUGAACUGGAGAAUGCCACUUCUAGUACUGUAAAAAAAGGGGCGAAAACAGGAUAUACAAUCAUAGAUAGACUCAGACGCUACAGUGAAUGCUGCUUGAUUUGUAAUGCUGAGAGAGAGGACAGCAAAUUGAUUAUCCUGCAUAUGAUUAUAUUGCCAGUAUGGGAAGUGGGAACUUCUCUGAAUUAAUAACC